Molecule: messenger RNA, 477 nt
Organism: Acanthosepion pharaonis
Lineage: Eukaryota; Metazoa; Mollusca; Cephalopoda; Sepiida; Sepiidae
Source: the annotation of a GenBank genome assembly
AUGCAUAUCUAUCUAUCUAUCUAUCUAUCUAUCUAUCUAUCUAUCUAUCUAUCUAUCUAUCUGUGUGUCCUUUCAUUUCGUUAUUUGUCCAUUACAUAUUUAGAUGACGCCAGACUGGGCCAUGUUGUAGCUGAUGCUGUCAGGAAUAUCAAAUCUCCAUUUACAGGUUGUGUCAUUCAUAGUCGUAUGCAAAUCUAUCUAUCUAUCUAUCUGCCUCAUUCUUUACAUAUCUAUCGCAUUCUUUUCAUAUCUCUUUGUCUGUCUAUCUAUCUAUCUCAUUCUUUUAUAUCUCUCUGUUUGUCUAUCUAUCUAUCUAUCUCAUUAUUUUCAUAUCUAUCUCAUUUUUUCAUAUCUAUCUAUCUCAUUCAUUUCAUAUCUAUAUAUCUAUUUCAAUCUCUUCAUAUCUAUCUCUCAUUAUUUUCAUUUCUUUCUAUCAUUCUUUUCACGUCUCUAUCUCAUUCAUAUACAUGUAUAUAA